Fusarium pseudograminearum CS3096 is the source of this 822-nucleotide messenger RNA. RefSeq lists its product as uncharacterized. The coding region runs from base 1 to 822 and encodes 273 amino acids. Gene Ontology annotation, cellular component: transcription factor TFIIH holo complex. The record is from RefSeq and is a predicted model, not a curated record. Lineage: Eukaryota; Fungi; Ascomycota; Sordariomycetes; Hypocreales; Nectriaceae. The transcript has 2 exons.
AUGGAUUCCCCAGGACCAGGCGGAUUCUUACCAGCCCCUGGUGGCCUUCCAUCACCAGCACCUUCAGCAACCUCAUCUUACGCAAACAACAUCCAAGGCCUUCCUGCGCCAAGAAACAAGGCACUCAAGGCAAACUCCAGCAAGGAAUUUAUGGUUCGAAGAUAUGCCGAAGAGCAGCUGAUGUUGGCUACUCGACGCUACGUCAAGAAGUUUGGUAGCGCUGAACCAGACGAUUCAGUUGUAGGGUAUAAGAGGUUCGGUGAGGUUUGCAAAGACUUGGAUAGCGUCAUUAACGUUCUGUGGCGAUCAGGAACCCCCACACUACAAAUACCUUUCUUACUACGUCUCACGAGUGACUUUACUCGAUAUGUCCGGGGCUUCCCGCCUGCACCAAAAGCAUCAUUCGCCAUCCUACGCAAACUUGAUCACUGCUUCGCUAGUCUUCUUUCAGGUCAAGAUGUUGAAACUCACGAGACACUGCCGGGUUUCGAGAAUGGGUUGCGAGGCGGCAUGACAACUACAGAAAUGAUCAGAUGUCGAAGUUUGGUUGACCAAUGUCGCGUAUUAAUGGUCGAGGUCAUGAGAGACCCCGCAGAAGAAGACGAGGAAGACGAAGAUGAAGAGGGAGGAGACACAGAUACAGACACCGAUAUGGACAUGGACACAGACACGGAAACACCGGCAAUCAAGGGUUGGGGCAGUGUGGAAGACGACGACGAAAUGAUGCUGCAGCUCGAUGCGGCGCGUGUCUUUGAAAGGACAAUCGUACAGCUCAACGAAAGACUUGGCGAUCUAGAACCAAUCCAAAUGUCUGCCGACUGA